GAGCUAGACAGGGAGCAGUGCAAACAGACCUCCUGGCAUGCUUAUCUGGAACUCGUGAUUUCACUGGAAACAUAACCAUAUUUCACAGAGGGUAGCAUGGCAACUACAGAUGACAUAGAUGAUGAUGACCUUCUGGACUAUGCCAUACAGAUGAGCAUUCAGGAGUCCUGCCAAAAUGCAGCCUGCUCAGAGAGUUCCAGCUCGGAAAACUUAAAAAUCCUGGAAGCCAUAGAACGAGGAGACUUGUUCUUGCUUCAGAAGCUGUCUGAUGUGCCAGCAGCCUUCACGGAAGUGGACAGCAGUGGAUGGUAUCCCCUCCACAAGGCUGCCCUCCAGCCAUCACCACAGGUGCUGGAGGUAGUCCUCUAUGCUUCAUAUAGACUGAACUUGGAGGAAAAGACCGGGGAUGGCCAAACUGCUCUGAUUCUGGCCACACAAGCUGGUCUGGUGGACAACGUGAGAAUGAUGCUGGAGCAUGGAGCAUCACCAGACGGAACCAAUGAGAAGAAUGAAUCAGCACUUUUGCUCGCAGUCCGACUGGACCUGUUUGAUGUGGCUCUGACUCUGGUCUCCCGGGGAGCCUCAGUGAAUCAGCACUGCCUGAAGAAGUGGACGCCAGUGCACGAGGCUGCCAAGACGGGCUGCACAGACAUCCUUAAGCUGCUCUUGAUACAUGGGGGCAACAUCUCAGAGACGGACCAACAUGGAGUCACUCCGAUGGCUGUUGCCGCAGAGUAUGGUCAGACAGACACCAUAGAGAUCCUCAUUCAGAAUGGUGGUGACGUCAACGCAAAAGCACCUAACGGGGACACUGUGCUUUAUGAUGCUGCUGGAUCAGGCAAUCCUGACUGCAUCGAACUUCUCCUUCAACAUGGAGCUAACCCCAAUAUUGCAAGCCUCUCUUCUCAGCUCCCCAUCCAUCGAGCUGCCUAUGAAGGACAUUACCUGGCCCUGCGUAUCUUCAUCCCCAUCACUACCCGGAGGGCUCUGCGGCUCUCUGGCCAGAGCCCUGUCCACUCUGCUGCUGACGGAGGCCAUGUCCAGUGUCUAGAACUUCUUGUGGAGAAGGGCUUUAAUGUGAAUGCCCUCUUGCUCGCACACAUCUCGGAGAACUAUGGUGACAUGCGGCAGAGUGCCCUUUACUUUGCCGUCUCCAAUGGGGAUGUCACCUGCACAGAGAUGUUACUGAAUGCUGGAGCCAAAACUGACCUGGACCCCCUAAGCUGUCUCCUAGUGGCCGUACGGGCCGGCAGAUAUGAGAUUGUGAAACUGCUGUUGGCCAAAAAGGCUAAUGUGAACGGCUACUCUCCUAUGGUGAGUGACACGGUCUUCCCUACCGCUCUACGGUACUGCCUUAGAGAUGAGAUAAUGAUGAGACUUCUGCUCAACAAUGGCUACGAUGUGGAGAAAUGCUUCAGCUGUCACCAUGAUGAUAAUAUGUGGACAACUGUCACUGAAGAGGAUGACUGUCAUCCUGACAAAGAGGUCCCUUUUUGCGACUACAUCAGUGUGUCCUGCCUUGAGCAUUUGGCAGGAAGAACUGUGAGAAUGCUACUGGAUUAUGUCAGUCAUGUCUGCAUCUGCUCCAAACUUAGAAUGGUUUUGGAGAAACACAAAGAGUGGUCAAUAAUCUGCCAUAUUCUGGGAAACCCACGAUCGCUUACACACCUCUGUAGGCUUGCAAUCAGAUCGCAAAUGACCUCACAGAGAUUUGCUGACCCUAAGACUAUGGAUUCAAUCGUGUUCCCUCACAGACUCAAGAACUAUGUGAUGUACAAAGAGCAUGAUCUGUAUACUGAUAUAAUAUGCUCCAGUGAGUCCAAAUAGUAGUGUGUCAUGCUGCUUUCUUACUAUUGUAUAGUUGCUACUGCAGCUGCAGCAUGUACAGUAACCAGGUUUAAGUUGAUCUUAAACAUUUCCCAAUGUCUUAACAUAAUUUACUAAGCAAAGCACUUUAGUAAAGAAAUAAGGAAACUGAACAUGUUCAUCAUUGUAUCAUUAUGAACUCUAAACUACGUCAUAGACUUAAAUACUGUAAGUGGGAUACUUUUUGCAUGUGUUGCUAUGUUCAUAUUUUAUUUCUGUUGAUACCUAGCCUGGAGACGACCAGACUCUCUUCUUUGCAGAGAGUCUGGCCUAGCUCCAUUGGCAAACGUUUAUUUCCUGGUUUGUGGACUCUUGUCUGAAGUUUGAAUUCAUUGGAGUUCAAUCGCUAACGCUUGGUAAUGACGUAUGAUAACCACGGGGGACACAACUAUAAUGAUAGGCUUGAAACUUGUAAUGUAAAUGUAAUUGCUCUUGGGAACGCCCUCUGCUAUACCAGACGGAAGCACGUAUUCAGGCGGGGGCCAGGCUAACUUGAACCAGUACAAAUCUAUUAAUGUAAAGACAUUGUGCUGAACCAUUGAAAUGCACAGUGUAUAUAAGCUUUCAUUAAAAUGUGUGCUCAUCAGCAGGAGAACGUGUCCUGUGACGGGUCAGAAAAGUGAGUGUCCACACGGUUGUAUUCUCCC
Sardina pilchardus (European sardine) is the source of this 2513-nucleotide messenger RNA. RefSeq names its product ankyrin repeat and SOCS box protein 15-like. Gene Ontology annotation, biological process: intracellular signal transduction. The transcript has 10 exons. NCBI's taxonomy places the organism in Eukaryota, Metazoa, Chordata, Actinopteri, Clupeiformes, Clupeidae. The coding region runs from base 97 to 1827 and encodes 576 amino acids. Gene Ontology annotation, molecular function: protein binding. The record is from RefSeq and is a predicted model, not a curated record.